AUGUCGUGCGACAUCCGCCCAACCAUAACAUCGACAGCAACACUCUACAUAAACCCCUACCAAACACCACCACACUGUCCCUGUCGCCCAUCCUCCUCCCCAUACACCUCCUAUCACCGCUCCUCAACACCAACCAAUUCCCGCCUCUGCCCCUCCCACGCCUGCUGCAGCCUCAACCUCAUCCUCUACCGCUGCCCAGCCUACUGCCGCCAACCAAUAGACUACCACCAAUACACCGAAUCUUCCUCCACCACCCAGCAGCACCACUCCUACUACCCCCAACACACCUCUCGCGCCGCCUGCUCGUACUCGUACUCCUACACAAACGACUACACGUACCCAUACUCACCACACUACCCCUACCCCUACACCUCACCCCGCCCACGCUGGCGCACAAUCCGCAUCUUCGACCGGAACCCAGACUUCCACGCCCUCGAAUCCGCCGACCUCCGCUUCGCAAUCUCCGAACUGGUCGACAUCGGCGGGAUCCUCCUCCACGCGGAGUCUGAACUCGAGAAAGCGCGGCUGCGACUAGACCGCGAACGUCGUCGGCACGAUGCCGCGCACGGGCGGUCGUGCGAGCGUCAGCGGGGUCACCAGCGAGAGCGGGAAUGUCCCUGGACUCGACGUAUCGCAGAGAUGUCGCUCGAGGCGGACGAUAUCAAAUUCAGCUCCGAGGUCCUGGCGGAUUGCUGGGUGAAGUACGUCGGGUUGCUGCGGAAGUAUGAGGGGUUGGGGCAACGGCGGGUGAGUGGGUUGAUUGAAGAUCGCGGGAGUCGGCGGCGGCGAAGAGGGGGAGUUGAGGUUGAGGUUGAGGUUCCCAGGGCGGACAAGGGGAAGCCGUUCAGAUAUGUUUCGCGGGAGAGCUGGGUUCGGGAGAAGCGUGUUCCUGAAGGGGAGCGGAAGGAUCGGGAGUGUUGUCGGGAGUACAAGAAGGGGUAUGGUAGACCGGAGGCGAAUACAGGACGACGUCGGUCGGUGAGGUUUGCGGAUGAGGUUGGUGGUGGGAAGGGGUACUUUAAUGAAGGCGGGCGGAGUCGGAGGUGGUCGAUAUACUAG
This is a messenger RNA of Colletotrichum acutatum, 1059 nucleotides long. RefSeq lists its product as uncharacterized. The record is from RefSeq and is a predicted model, not a curated record. The transcript has a single exon. Lineage: Eukaryota; Fungi; Ascomycota; Sordariomycetes; Glomerellales; Glomerellaceae. Bases 1 to 1059 code for a protein of 352 amino acids.